Micromonas pusilla CCMP1545 is the source of this 624-nucleotide messenger RNA. RefSeq lists its product as uncharacterized. The record is from RefSeq and is a predicted model, not a curated record. Bases 1 to 624 code for a protein of 207 amino acids. The transcript is spliced from 2 exons. Lineage: Eukaryota; Viridiplantae; Chlorophyta; Mamiellophyceae; Mamiellales; Mamiellaceae.
AUGGCGCGUCGCGCUCGCGCCGCCGCGCCCGCGGAGCGCGACGCGUCGCGCCCCGGCGUGCGUUCCCGCGGCGCUGGCGCAGCGGUGCGCGGUGGCGCGGCGGCGCGCGCGCGUCGUCGAGUGCGGCGGAGGGAGGCGACGUCCGCGACGACCGCCCCCGCCGCCGCCGCCUCCGCGAUCGAGCGCAACGCCGUGACCGACGACGCCGCGGACAUCACCGCGGCGGCGUCGUUCGCCUACGCGUCGUCGCCGUCCACGCCGCUCACCGCGCUCGGGUCGAACGUCGUGCCGGGCGCGGUGCACUUCGCGACCUACUGCGACGAGUCGAACGUCGCGUUCCACGAGGGGAGCCCCGGGGUGGUGUUUCCCGUGGGGGACGUGAGCGGAGGCGUGCGCGGCGAGGGCGCGGACGUCGACGGCGGGUUCGUCCGCUUCCGAGCGGGCGAAGACGUCUUAGCGUGCGCCACCGCCGGAACAGAGCUCUCAUCAGACGCGACGAACGGCGCCGCGUCUUCUCGCGACGUCUUCCUCUUCGCGACGUGGACCGCGCCGGCGACGAUCGUCAAGGCGCGUUCACACUGGUCCCCAUACGACCGCGUCGGCGAUGUGAACGCCGAUUCUUGA